Molecule: messenger RNA, 3489 nt
Organism: Fusarium coffeatum
Lineage: Eukaryota; Fungi; Ascomycota; Sordariomycetes; Hypocreales; Nectriaceae
Exons: 1
Coding region: 1-3489 (1162 amino acids)
Biological process (GO): transcription-coupled nucleotide-excision repair
Cellular component (GO): nucleus
Molecular function (GO): ATP-dependent chromatin remodeler activity; ATP binding
Source: RefSeq, a predicted model, not a curated record
AUGGCAGCCGAUGAUGCAGGCUCGGAAAACCAGGAGGUUGACAAGGCAGCCCUUCUUAAUCAAAUGGUAGCUGCGGCCCAAGAGAGCGUUUCACAAGAUCAAGACCCAGAAGAUCAGCCAAAUACUGAAGGACUCAACGAGGAAGACGCGCUACGGAAUUUGACCGGUGCUGUCAGGGACCAGAAUGAUUUGGAGCGAGAUAUCACACUUCAAGCUAACGCUGCCUUGAAUGAAGCCGAGGAUAAGAAGGACCAGAACCGUAUCGCAAAGUUACAAGAGACAAAACACCGACUUCAACUUCAACUAGACAAAGAAAAGAAGAAUUUGGAAAGAGUCGCCCAUAGUAACGUUUACCAGUCUCGGAAUGUUCAAAAGAAGAUUGCCAAGUUGGAUGAAGAAAUCCGACAAAUCAGUAAUGACAUUUCGGAUUUUCAGACACGAAUAGCCAAACGUCAUGAAGAAACCCCCAUUGAGGACCCCAAGAAAUCAAAGUCUGCAAAGCUUCCUGGUGAGAGCAAUCGCGAGUUUCUGAUCCGAACUGGAAAGAUUACACCAUUUGCCAAGAUUGGAGGACCACGACCUGCAGGUAUUCAAGGGCAGCUGGCAGACACCAUCUUAGACGCAGAAGAAGAGGCAGCAGCAGAACAGCUGGGAGGAGAACUUGAAGGACCUGCUUCUCACCAGCGGCUUCGACGGCCAGGCUUUGCCGAUGAGGCUGAGUCUGAAGCAGCGCCAUCUCGCGAAACAUCGAACAUUGCUGAAAGUGAAUUCUCGCUGAGACCGAGAAAAAAGAGACGUGCCCAGAAAGAGGAUAGCCCAUCUGCCGACUUUGAACCUGAAGCAUCCGGUUCCGAAUCACAUGAUGACGAUGUCUGGCAGCAAGGGAAUGAAGACGAUCUCAUCAGGGAGCAGCGCCGUCAGGCUAAAGCCAAGGCCAAGGUUGCCGAUCAGGAGCAGAUUGAUCUUAGUAAGAUUGAUGAUGGCAAUGAGUCUCAUUUCAAAGCGAGAUUGAACGAUUGGGUGACGCGUAGAAGCCGCGCCAGAAAAGUCCGACGUCAAACAGACGACCUGUCCACCGAUGCCAACGAGAGCGACCAGGAGGAAGAAGAAUGGUUCAAACCUGCACCGGAUUUUCCGGACUACGAUUUUGGUGAUGGGCUGAAACUCCCUGGCGACAUUCAUCCGUCACUAUUCGGUUAUCAGAAAACGGGUGUGCAAUGGCUUGCAGAGCUCUACAAGCAGAACGUUGGUGGUAUCAUUGGCGAUGAAAUGGGCCUGGGGAAGACGGUACAGCUAAUAGCUUUCAUUGCUGCCCUCCACUAUAGCAAGAAACUCCACCGCCCGGUUAUUGUUGUCGCUCCUGCUACCCUUCUUCGGCAAUGGGUAAGUGAAUUUCACCGGUGGUGGCCACCACUUCGUGUCUCCAUUUUGCACGCUUCAGGCAGUGGCAUGAUGAACCCAAAAUUCGAAGAUGAAUAUGAUCUGGAUCGUUUCAAGCCUCUGGCUACCAAGUCUGAAAAGGCUGCCAGCAGAAUUGUCAAUGGGGUUGUCAAAAGCGGACAUGUUCUCGUGACAACCUACACCGGUCUCCAGACAUAUGCAGAGACCCUGCUACCAGUAGAAUGGGACUAUGCUGUUUUGGAUGAAGGACACAAGAUUCGAAACCCAAAUGCUGAGAUCACUGUCACCUGCAAGGAACUAAACACCCCAAACCGAGUUAUCCUCUCCGGAACUCCGGUUCAAAACAACCUGACUGAGUUGUGGUCUCUGUUUGAUUUCAUCUAUCCUAUGCGUUUGGGAACGCUCGUCAAUUUCAGAGCGCAGUUUGAGAUCCCGAUUCGUCAGGGUGGAUAUGCAAACGCAUCCAACCUGCAGGUUAUGACAGCAGAGAAGUGCGCAGAGGCUCUGAAGGAGACUAUUGGAGAGUAUCUGCUUCAACGUCUCAAAGUUGAUGUUGCUGCUGAUCUCCCCGAGAAAACCGAACAAGUCCUUUUCUGCAAAUUGACUGAUGGUCAACGUAAGGCGUACGAAACCUUUAUCAAGUCAGAUGAGGUCUCGGCCAUUCUCAACCGAAGACGGCAGUCGCUUUAUGGCAUAGAUAUUCUGCGCAAGAUUUGCAAUCACCCUGAUCUGCUUGAUAAGAGUCUGGGGAAGAAGGCUGGAUACGACUUUGGUAACCCGAAGCUAUCGGCAAAGCUCCAACUCACCAAAGACCUGCUGCAAAAGGUUAUGAUACCCAAUGGGCAUAAAACGCUCCUCUUCUCACAAGGCAAGCAAAUGCUCAACAUCAUUGAGAAAUGUAUUAGCAAAUGCGGUAUUUCGUAUGUUCGGAUGGAUGGAGAGACACCCGUGGACCAGCGACAGCCAAUGAUCGACAGGUUCAAUGAAUCUCCGGACAUACAUGUGUUCUUAAUGACAACACGAACUGGUGGAUUGGGAACAAAUCUUACAGGUGCUGAUCGAAUCAUCAUCUUUGACCCAGACUGGAACCCCUCAACAGAUCUACAGGCCAGAGAAAGAGCAUGGAGAUUAGGGCAGAAGAAGCCAGUCAAGAUAUACCGGCUUAUGACUGAGGGUACCAUUGAGGAGAAGAUCUAUCAUCGUCAAAUCUUCAAGCAAUUCAUGACAAACAAAGUUUUAAAGGACCCGAAGCAGCGAAGCAGUUAUGAUCUGUCUGACCUCUACGAUCUUUUCAGCUUCAACACAGGUGAGGAUGCAAGCGCCAACCGAAGCGAAGUCUUCAAGAAGGCGGAAGUUGACUUGAUCAACAACAAUGAAACCGGAGACGCAAACCCAACCUCGCAAACAGUUGGAAGUUCGGACCCUGAGAAGGACAUGGAGGGUAGGGAACUUAAGCAAAUGGGUCUGGUCGCUGCCAUGGAAGAAUUCAGAGAAGACAAAUCUGCCCAUGACGAAAAACGCAUGCUGGAAGGUAUUUUUGCCAAGUCAGUGGGCAACGCAUACGACCAUGAGGCUAUUGUCAACGGCCCCCAAAAGGCAAAGGCGGAUAUGUCAAUACUCCAGCACGAGGCGAAUCAAGUGGCACGUCAAGCCGCAGCGCAUCUUCGACAAGCUGGUGCCGAGGCUCGAAGAGUCCCUAUCGGCACUGUUACUUGGACUGGUGAAGUUGGACAAGCUGGUCGUCCUGGAGCCAAUCGUCGCCGGGGAGGGCCCAGCUCAGCAGGUGUCAUGGGCAAUCUGGCAGAUCGCCAGGGGCUGGACACAGGAAGUGGGAGAAGCUCUCGCUCGGGAACUCCAGGUACAGACAAGAACCUGAAGUCCAAAGAUUUUGUGACCAUGAUUAAGGCUUUUAUUAACCGUCACAAUGGGCGGGUCCCCAGCAAGAUGCUGGUAGAUCACUUCAACCCCUACUGUCCAGGCAAGAAGCAGAGUGACGAGUUCAAAGCAGCCUUGGACAAGGUCGCAGUCUUGAACAAGACAGGAGGGGCAGGAAGAGGAAUCUGGACACUGAAGCCAGGUGUGAAAUAG